AUGGACCAUUCUGGCCAUUCACCUGAAAGUCGAGGUUAUCCCGAUGAGUCACCAGAGGAAGCGCUUAUGGCGUCCUUUCGAAUCGCAGCUGAGUCUGUUGCUCAGCUUUAUAAAACUUCUCUGAACCAUACAAAGCGUUAUGAUAACGGUUAUGAACAGUGUCUACAAGACUUGUUUGAAUUUGUUUCAUCGCAUCCAAACGUUCAACAAAGACAGCAGACAAGUAGUGGUGACGGUCGGGAUGCGCUCAUAUCUGUCGAUGAUUUAUAUAAUUUCAUUCACUCAAAAACUGAACGAACUCGUGACGAUGCCAUGAACGUGCGCCAUCAACCCCAACAACAAACGCAACAUUUCGUACAAACGCCACAGCAAAUAUCUCCUUUUCAAGCAGCUACCACACACAUACACUCUAAUUCUGGUGGUUCGCCGGCGUCGGACAACAUCUUUGGGACUGAUCAUGACCAAUUUAACUUCUCUUUUCAACCAAAUAUUAUGUACCACCCCAUUCAACACGAAAUUGACUGUAUUGAUACAGGACAGGAAGGUGGCAUUGGUAUUCUGGCUAGCAACGAUACUUUAAAAAGACGAUUUGGUAGUUCAACAGAAUCGGGCUUUUUUAGUCGUUCAAUGCCUUGGGAACAUCCGCUCAUCGAACCGCUAACUAAGAAGGGAAGGUUUCGCAAGGAUGAGUGA
This is a messenger RNA of Dentiscutata erythropus, 693 nucleotides long. The record is from the annotation of a GenBank genome assembly. NCBI's taxonomy places the organism in Eukaryota, Fungi, Glomeromycota, Glomeromycetes, Diversisporales, Gigasporaceae.